CUUGGCUAACAUGAUAGCCAAGAUGCCAACUAGCAGCAGUUGCUCCGAUGAAUAUCACAACAAACAAAUGAAUCCAAGUGUUUGGAUUAUUGUUGCUGAGGAGACAUAAAGUCAACACUUCCCGUUAUGUUAUCGUGCUCUGCAGAAGACAUCACAGGGCUUGUAUUCUGUGUCUCUGUCCGAGGUGCUGAUUGUGGAUUUGUCAGCGGUGCAGGAGCUGUCCGAGGUGUGUGAAGAGUUUCAUGCUGACUGUAUUGUCUGCUGCUGCUGGGAGGUACUUCGCUGUGGCAUCCUGAGACCUGGAAUGAAUGCCAUUAUGGGUGCCACCGGAAGUGGUAAAACAUCACUUCUGGAUGUAAUCGCAGGAAGGAAGGACCCGGCUGGACUGAGGCAAGGACAAGUGUUGGUGGCUGGAAAAGCCGUCACAUCUGACCUCAGGCUCAGCUCUGCCUAUGUGGUCCAGGAUGAUAUCCUGAUGGGCACUUUGUCUGUGAGGGAGAACCUUCUGUUCAGUGCCAACCUGCGCCUCAACCCUCGGCAUCACACCAGCGCUGAUAAAAACAGCAGAGUAGAUGCCAUCAUUCAAGACCUGGGCCUGACAGACUGUGCAGGUACAAAGAUAGGAACAGAGUUUCUGCGUGGGGUAUCUGGAGGUGAGAGGAAGAGGUGCAGCAUCGGAAUGGAGCUCAUCAUCUCGCCCUCUCUGCUGUUCCUGGAUGAACCGACCACUGGACUGGAUUCUAACACUGCAAACUGUAUCAUUAAUCUACUGUACAGACUGUCAAGAAGAGGUAAGACUGUGAUCUUUUCCAUCCACCAGCCACGCUACUCCAUCUUCAGAAAGUUUGACCAUCUGACUCUGAUGCAUAAAGGCGAAGUGGUGUACGCAGGAGCAUCAGACCAAGCACUGGAUUACUUCACAAACCUUGGCUUCCAAAUUGAGUCCUUUGACAACCCUGCGGAUUUCUUCAUGGACAUCACAAACGGAGAGGCAAAAUCAACAUUAGGAACCCUUACUACAGCAGAGUGUAAAAACCCAUUGGCAAUCAAGUACCGCCAGUCCGAACUGUGCCAGAAAGUAGUUGAGGAGUUGAACCAUGUGGACAAGAGCAUUGCUGAAGGAGUCAAAGAUCACGACGAGCCCGCAGACUACGUUACGUCUUUCUGCUAUCAGAUGCAUGUGGUGUGUGGCAGGACAGUGCUGAACAGUCUGAGGAACCCCCAGACGUCUUACGCUCAGUUGGCUCUCAACAUCUUCUUUGCGAUUCUGGUGGGACUAAUUUAUUACCAAAUGCCUUUAACACUGCCCGAGGCUAUACAGAACAGGGGUGGAGCGUUCUUCUUCCUUAUCAUCAACAUGGUGUUUGGGAAUCUCUCUGCUGUUGAACUCUUUAUCAAUGAAAGGGCGAUCUUCAUUCACGAGAACUCCAGUGGCUAUUACCGUACUUCUGUCUACUUCCUGUCCAAGAUCUUCGCUGAUCUCAUCCCCAACCGCAUCAUCCCCAUCUUAGUUUUUUCAGCCAUCGCCUACUAUAUGAUGGGAUUGAAGCCUUCCUUUGUGGCCUUCCUGUGUUUCGCGCUGACCAUGUCUAUGGUCAGUCUGGCGGGAGUUGGUCUGGCCUUCCUCGUCUCAGCAAGCGUAUCUUCCUUUGCCAUGGCUAACAUCCUCAUUGCUCUACCCUUCGUCUUCAUGAUGGUCUUUGGUGGUUAUCUUGUCAAUCUCAACGGCAUGCUGAUCUGGCUCUCCUGGCUGAAAUGGAUCAGUAUUUUCAGAUAUGGACUGAAUGCUGCAUUCAUCAACGAGAUGUCAGGACAGUUUUUCUACAGCAACACCACCAAGAUCCCAGGGGAGGUGUUCCUGGAAAUCCAGGGCCUUGACUACUCUGCAUGGGGCUUCUGGCAGAACCAGGUGGCUCUGCUGGGAAUCGUCCUGGUCUGCAUGGUCCUGGCCUACGUACAGCUGCGACGAAUCAACCGCUGGAAAUAAUAAUCGUCUGUUUAUGUAUCCCUCAAACACACACUUUCUCUUAUUUAUUUAACAAGCCUCAAAUGAAAUGCAUAAGGGAAAUUCCUUUCGGGGGGGGGAAAGAACAUACUCGAAUAUUUAAUAUGAAAUAACCUUUUUGAUGGUAUUAUUUAAAUUAUUACAUGGAAUCUGUGUCUCUCACUCAUGCUCGAUUAGACAAACAAACUCACGUGUUGUAACAUUUGUCACAGAGGAAGAUAAGCUACCACUAAGCACACUCUAAUUCCCUACAAAGCUACUUACAGUGAGUGAGACAACUUUGGGCACAGUGAAGAGAUGUACAUGUAUGUAUUUUAAUAGUUAUUUUUAAGUUCUACAGUAAAAAAUGGUAAGUCAAGUUUUAUUUAUGUCUUGCAGAGCAAGUGAAAGAACUCUAUUUUAUUUUUUGU
Molecule: messenger RNA, 2415 nt
Organism: Gymnodraco acuticeps
Lineage: Eukaryota; Metazoa; Chordata; Actinopteri; Perciformes; Bathydraconidae
Gene: abcg2b
Product: ATP-binding cassette, sub-family G (WHITE), member 2b
Exons: 16
Coding region: 305-1987 (560 amino acids)
Cellular component (GO): plasma membrane
Molecular function (GO): ATP hydrolysis activity; ATP binding; ABC-type transporter activity
Source: RefSeq, a predicted model, not a curated record